GACUCUUGUUCUGCUUCACCAUUCACAACACAAAACAACACUUGUAGUUAAGAAUGGGAGCCCGGGGAAAUCCGGGACAUUUGUCUUCAAUUAUUCAUGCUAUAGUUCUCUGCCUUGCAGCCACCAGUGUGGUGGCCGAUUACAAGCCUUAUAUUUAUGCUUCUCCACCGCCUCCGUAUCACCCUAAACAUUACGAACCUUCUCCUGCUUACAAACCUAAAUCUCCGCCUCCUCCAAAAUAUGAAAAGCAUCCUCCAUACUAUUACAAGUCUCCUCCUCCACCAAAGCAUGUUGAGCAUCCCCCGUAUAAAUAUAAAUCACCACCUCCACCAAAGAAAGUAUAUCAUCCGCCAUAUUACUAUAAAUCACCACCACCUCCAAAGAAGGUGAAGUAUCCACCAUACAAGUAUAAAUCACCACCUCCACCGAAGAAGGUAUAUCAUCCUCCGUAUUAUUAUAAAUCACCACCACCUCCUCCAAAGCACAUGAAGUAUCCACCAUACAAGUAUAAAUCACCACCUCCACCAAAGAAGGAAUAUCAUCCUCCAUACUACUACAAAUCACCACCUCCACCGAAGAAGGAAUAUCAUCCUCCAUACUACUACAAAUCACCACCUCCACCGAAGAAGGAAUAUCAUCCUCCAUACUACUACAAAUCACCACCUCCACCGAAGAAGGAAUAUCAUCCUCCAUACUACUACAAAUCACCACCUCCACCAAAGAAAGAAUACCAUCCUCCAUACUACUAUAAAUCACCACCUCCACCAAAGAAGGAAUAUCAUCCGCCAUACUACUACAAAUCCCCACCACCUCCAUCUCCUUCACCACCACCUCCAUACCACUAUUAUUCCCCUCCUCCUCCAAAGAAGUCUCCACCUCCUCCAUACCACUAUUAUUCCCCUCCUCCUCCAAAAAAGUCUCCACCACCACCUUACUAUUAUAGUUCUCCACCUCCACCAUCCCCAUCACCACCACCUCCAUACUACUAUGCAUCACCUCCUCCUCCAGUCAAAUCUCCACCUCCUCCAUACUACUAUAAUUCACCACCACCUCCAUCACCCUCUCCUCCUCCUCCCUACUAUUACCAAUCUCCACCACCACCGACUUACUCUCCUCCUCCUCCAUACUAAUAAAUAUUUGGCUACUUCCAAAUUCCAGCCAAGUCCAUUGUUGAAUCGAUUUGAAAUGUCGUAACAAGAAUAACUCAUUACUGCUUAAUGUGUUGUUGUUGUUUGUUCUUUUAAGUUUUAAAUUGUAAUAAAAGAAGUUUGUGUACAAUAAGAAUCUAUACCAAGAUUCAUAGUGAA
Molecule: messenger RNA, 1307 nt
Organism: Ricinus communis (castor bean)
Lineage: Eukaryota; Viridiplantae; Streptophyta; Magnoliopsida; Malpighiales; Euphorbiaceae
Product: extensin-3-like
Exons: 1
Coding region: 54-1130 (358 amino acids)
Source: RefSeq, a predicted model, not a curated record